GGCACACCACAGACCACACUCGCUCUGUGCUCCCUCUCUCCAAUCUCAAACUUUUCCCCACCCGAAACCCUCGCCCGCGGCCGCACCAUGCCGCCGCCGCGGCCGCCGCCGGUGCUGAUGGAAGAGCUCCUCGAGGAGGUCUUCUUCCGCCUUCCGCCGGACGAGCCCGCCUGGCUCGUCCGCGCCUCCGCCGCCUGCAAGCCAUGGCGCCGCAUCCUCGCCGACCGGGGCUUUCGCCGUCGCUACCGCGAGUUCCACCGGACGCCUCCCGUCCUGGGAUUCUUCGAAAAGGGCCCCAUCUACUCUCACUUCCCUGCCCAGGCCGACCAUCCCGAUUGGCAUGUCAUGGACUGCCGCCACGGCCGCGCCCUCUUCGCCGACAUCGGGAAGUCCUACCUCAUCGUGUUGGACCCCAUGACGGGCCACCAGCGCCGCGUGCCCUCGCCUUCGAACAACCUGAUCGGCUUCACUGCGGCGGUGCUCUGCACCGCACAAGGCUGCGACCACCACGGUUGCCAAGACGGGCAUUUCCUUGUGGCUGUUGUGCGCCCCAAGAAGUUUGAGGAAAUCACAUCGGGCUGGCUGUACUCAUCAGAGACUGACCUCUGGACGGAGUUUGCCUCUGUUAAUCACCCCAAUGCCAAUUAUUUCUCUAACAUGGAUGCGCCUAGCGUCCUUGUGGGCGAUGCACUCUACUUCAACAUCGAUGGCGUCAUCGAAUGCCAGCUUGGUACACUACGCUUGUCAACGUUCGAGAAGCCGAUCGAUGGCAAUGGGACUGUCAUGAUGGCGGAAGAUGGCGGGUUGGGAUACGCUGCCGUGGUUGAUGUCACAGAUCUAACCCUGUGGUCGAGGGAGGCUGGACCCGAGGGAGCCAUGGGAUGGACAAAACUCAGGGUAAUCGAUCUUAAGGCGCUACUCCCUGAUGGUGCCCUCUUUAUCACAACACAAUAUGGGAUCAGUAGGUCGCCGCGUUCAUUGAUGAUUAGUGGCAUCGCGGAGGGCACCCAAGUCAUUUUUGUGAGCACAUGGGUUGGUUCCUAUAUGGCCGAUCUCAAGUCUGGGCGAGUCAGGAUGGUCUCUCGUCCCGGCAGAAAAGUCUUCCCGUACAUGAAUUUCUACCUCCCAGCAAUGGAAGCAGCUUCCACGGGCCAGGGGCAAUGAGCUGGUGUUUCAAGUGUUUGUCAAGCUCUAGCUGGGGAUGUGGUAGUAGUGAUAGUAUUGGGUCAUCCGGUUGGCUGCUUGCAGUUUGUAAAGUUGUUGUUUCGCUGCUUGGCUGCUGGCAGUUUGUAAAGUUGUUGUUUCGCUGCUUGGCUGCUUGCAGUUUGUAAAGUUGUUGUUUCGCUGCUUGGCUGCUGGCAGUUUGAAAAGACCUUUGCAGUCACCGUGUGAUCUAGUGAGAUAUGGAAACCGGCUAUGGAGGAAGACCCAAACAUCAUGUAGAAUUCGAAGCGUGGACAGUUUAGGCACUUUCUAAGCAUGUCUAUUUCUCGUAUUUUCUUCUCUCUAUUUUUUUUCCCAGCAGCAGACUUGACUUUAUCUAAAGCAGCCACCUGUCAAAGAAUGUUCUUGUUUUUCAGUCUUCUUUCUCUUUUCGGGGGCAGAGCUUAAAAAAUAUGGACAGUAACG
Molecule: messenger RNA, 1629 nt
Organism: Triticum aestivum (bread wheat)
Lineage: Eukaryota; Viridiplantae; Streptophyta; Magnoliopsida; Poales; Poaceae
Exons: 2
Coding region: 88-1164 (358 amino acids)
Molecular function (GO): protein binding
Source: RefSeq, a predicted model, not a curated record